Molecule: messenger RNA, 6531 nt
Organism: Coturnix japonica (Japanese quail)
Lineage: Eukaryota; Metazoa; Chordata; Aves; Galliformes; Phasianidae
Source: RefSeq, a predicted model, not a curated record
AGUGCCGUUUCCGCCCGGCCCGGGGAGCAGCCGCUGCGGGGGGAGGGGCCGAGCUGCUGCCAAGGGUGCGCUGCGCCGGCCGAGCAGGAAACGCCGUGGCGGCCAGCCGGGCCUAGUGCCGAGCGGGGCCCGGGGAACGGGCCGGACAGGUUUCCCCAUGUCCGUGACGUGUUGGCCGAGGCUCUGCGGCUCCUCUCCGCCCUCGGAGCGGCCAGUCGCUGCCCUCUGGACUCCGUGAUCCCCGACGGGCGUCAUGAGCAUUGCAAUCCCUCUGGGAGUCACCACACCAGAUACAUCCUACUCCGACAUGGCUGCAGGAUCGGACCCAGAGUCUGUGGAAGCUAGUCCAGCUGUCAGUGAGAAGAAUGUGUACUCCAGCCACGGCUAUGGGGCCACCCAGAAACACAGCUAUCGCGGGCUGCCUUACGCAGAUCAUAAUUAUGGAGCCCCUCCUCCUCCAACGCCACCAGCCUCUCCUCCUGUCCAGACCAUUAUACCUCGUGCAGAACUGAACGGCUUGCACUCACCUGAUGAGGAGAACUCCGGGGACAGUGAGAGCUCCUCAGAAGGAGAAUCAAUUCCCACUUGGUGCCACUGCAGUGUUUCUCAAGAUGGUUUCCUCCUCAAGUGUGAGAAGUGCAGCCUGACAAGUGUUGGUGGCACCAGGAGUGGAGAUGAGGAUGUUAAAUCGAUGUUCUUAUCAUCCUGGGCCCCACUGAGGGCACGCAUCUUGUGACAUCCUGUUGAAUUUCAAGUGACUUUACUCCUACAAACCAGCUUCAAUUGUGCAUUCUCGUUUGGCAGAGGAAUGAGCAGGGGGAAGGUGAUCAGACUCCGCCGCCGGAAGCAGGACAACGUGUCAGGUGGGGACAGCAGUGCAACUGAGAGCUGGGAUGAAGAACUAUCUCCCUCUACAGUGCUGUACACAGCUACGCAGCACACCCCUACAAGCAUCACGCUGACUGUCAACCGCGUCCGCAGAACCAAACCGAAGAAGAGGAAGAGGAGUACAGAAAAAGCUCGCACUGCUCCAAAGGCCAAAAAGAUCAAGGCUUUUCGAGAGGGCUCACGGAAGUCUCUGAGAAUGAAGAAUUCCCCUUCUGAAGCACACGCCUUGGAUGAAAACACAGCUGAAGGGUGGGAGAAUCGAAUACGACUCUGGACAGAUCAGUAUGAAGAAGCCUUUACUAACCAGUACAGCGCUGAUGUACAGAACCUGUUGGAGCGUCAUCUGAACUCUAAUAAAGACUACGUGGGCAAAACUGCUAUGCUAGACACAAUCAACAAAACAGAGUUGGCCUGCAAUAAUACCGUUAUUGGGUCCCAGAUGCAGCUGCAGCUGGGACGGGUGACUCGGGUUCAGAAGCACCGGAAGAUCCUGAGGGCAGCAAGAGACUUGGCACUAGAUACCCUUAUAAUUGAGUAUCGAGGGAAGGUUAUGUUACGACAGCAAUUCGAGGUCAAUGGGCAUUUCUUCAAAAAGCCAUAUCCAUUUGUGCUGUUCUACUCCAAGUUCAAUGGCGUUGAAAUGUGUGUUGAUGCCCGCACCUUUGGUAACGAUGCCAGGUUCAUCAGGCGCUCCUGCACUCCAAAUGCAGAGGUUCGUCAUGUGAUUGCUGAUGGGAUGAUCCACCUGUGUAUCUAUGCUGUUGCCACCAUUGCCAAGGACACAGAGGUUACCAUCGCCUUUGACUAUGAGUACAACAUCUGCAACUAUAAAGUGGACUGUGCGUGUCACAAGGGGAACCGGAAUUGCCCUGUGCAGAAACGUAGCCCAAAUGCUGCAGAACACCUACCUCCACCUGUUUUAGGCACACUGAUUGGGGCAGAAACACGGCGACGAAAAGCCCGUCGAAAGGAGCUAGAAAUGGAACAGCAGGGCGUUGUGUUGGAUGAGAACAUCAGUCAACAAACAGAAGAAGUUCCAGAGGGACCUGCUGCAGUCAGUGACAAUGAGGUUGCAGAUAAGGAGGAGAAACAAGAAGAGGAGAAAGAGGAGUCUGUAGAUGAACAAGGAACCUUGGUCCACAGCAGACGGACCCGGGAAGACAGGAAGGUAGAAGCCAUCAUGCACAUGUUUGAAAAUUUGGAAAAGAGAAAGAGGAGACGAGAGCAGCCAUCAGAACGGAGCAGCACUGAUGCUGAAGUCAGCAUCAAUUCUGAGGCUCCUGAGGUGGAGGAAGUAAAAACAGAGACUCCUGAAACUGAGGAUGCAACUUCAACACCUGCUGCUGCUGCUGCUGCUGCUGCUGCUUCCAAUGUUUCUAACAGUAACAGCAGCACUGGGGUGAACACAAGGCGGUCUUCACAAGUAGCGGAUGCUGCCCCAGAAAAAACAGUUACUAAGCCUGCUCCAGCAAAACCCUCCAGGCCCCGACCAAAAAGUCGAUUCUCUCGAUACCGGACCAGUUCAGCACAAAGACUGAGAAGACAGAAACAAGCCAAUUCCCAGCAAGCUGAACUUGUACAGGCUGUCUCAGAGGAGGGAAGCACUGCCAGCUUGGUAACCACAACAGAUGUCACCAGUGUGGAAGGUCCAGGAGAAGGCAGACAAUUGAUGGGAUCUGACCCAACUGUUAUCCUGGCUGCAGGAUCUCAGUCUAAUCGGACUGCAGUGAAGUACCCCAAAACUAAAAAGUAUCUUGUUACGGAAUGGCUGAAUGACAAGGCAGAAAAGCAGGAGUGCCCUAUUGAAUGCCCUCUGCGCAUUACUACAGACCCAACAGUUUUGGCAACAACUCUAAAUAUGUUGCCAGGUCUCAUCCACUCCCCGCUAAUUUGUACCACACCUAAACACUACAUUCGUUUUGGAUCACCUUUCAACCCCGAGAGGCGUCGAAGGCCCUUUCUGUUGGAUGGAAUUUACAGCUCUUGUAAAAAGCGAUGGAUCAAACAAGCCCUGGAAGAGGGGAUGACUCAGACCUCACCAGCUCCACAAGAGAACAGGACCCAAUGUCUAUACCAAAGUAACGAGAACAGCAGUUCUUCCAGCAUCUGCAAAGAUGACACAGACUUGCUGAGUCCCCUAAAGAAAUGGAAGUCUCGCUACUUGAUGGAGCAGAACGUUAAGAAGCUGCUGAGGCCUCUGUCUCCUGUCACCCCUCCACCUCCCAUCCCUUCAGUUCCUGGCUCGGUGAGCCCACAGCUGGCUACACCCUGCUCAUCUGUGCCAGGAGAGGAGGAAAGUCGCAAUGGUUAUGGUGUGAUGUUCUCACCAAUUCCUUCUCUGGCUGCUAGUCGCUGCAAUACUCCACUACAGUUUGAGAACGUAUCCUCCCCUGAGAGUUCCCCUGCGCAUAGACCAGAGUCCAUGUCACCUGAGCUCUGCCUCCGAUCUGAUGUGGAUUCCAGUGCAAACACCUGCCCGGAACGGCCGUCGCUGCUCAGCUUUGGAUCCUCUGAUCUGGCUCCACAACCUUCCAUAAACUCUACUUCAGAGACAAACUUCCCAGGAAAAAGUGGGGAAGCACAGAUGCUGCUACGAAGCUCUGAUCAGGCUUUUCGGACAGAGUUUAAUUUAAUGUAUGCCUUUUCCCCAUUGAACGCUAUGCCACGUGUGGAUGGCUUGUUGCGGGGAUCUGCGUGUUUGGGAGAAAGGAAAGCAGUGAAUUCGGAAGCAGGAUGCUGCAGCUCUCCUUCUGAAGGAUAUUUCAGCAGACAUGAGUCAGGACUGCUUAAAGAGACAGCGCAUGGAUCCAUGUCUCCCUCUGGUGAGAGGGCUUGUGAAGGCGUCCGAUCUGCCCCCCAGAAUCCACCACAAAGGAAGAAGGUAUCUCUGCUAGAAUACCGCAAGAGGAAGCAGGAAGCCAAGGAGGGAGGCGAUUCAGUGCGAUGUGCAGGGACUCCUACCCGGCAGGGCAGCAGUGGUUCUGGGACUGACACAGAUGCCAGCAGCCUGCCGGGCUCUGUAGUACGAACUCCAUCCUCCCCACAAAGUGGCUUCUCCCCUUCUCAUCCUUCCCUGCCUCAUGUAGAGGACAUCAGCCCACCAGACUCAAGGGGGGCUGGUUCCUCAGCAUCGCUCUGCAAAUCCCAGGAGAACAUCAGCAGCAGGUGGAUGGUCCCAACGUCGGUGGAGAGGCUUCGAGAGGGCCGAGGUAUACUUGAGAAGGUGCUACGAAGUGGUGCAAAGGUAUCCCAGAGAAAUGAAUCCUCACCUACCCGUGACAGCGCUGUUGAGAGGGAUGCAGAUACAGCAGGAGGAGACACUCCAGAAGCCCACAAAGGACCAGCAGUUUACAGUCCUUCUCGAUACAGCUACCAGCUCCUGCAGUCUGACAGUCCCCAGGCAGAGUCACAGACCCUUCUCCAGCAGAGUUCCUCCCCCUACCGAGGACACCUAACUCCUUCUCCUGGCUACAGCUACCGAGCGGCAGCACAGAGGACAGGACACAGCCUCUCCCACGGUUCCUCGGAAACCUCCCUCUCCUCUUCCUCGUACUCCAGCCCUGCCCACUUGGUCUCCACAGACUCCUCUGCCCUGUUUGCAGGGAAUUCGGGGUAUUACGGCAGCCAGCAGCACUCUGGCAGUGCCAGCAGCAGCCUCCUGAAGAAGAGCUGCCCAGCUGCUGCCAGCCCAGCACAGCAAAUGGCUGUGGACUCUCUUCCCUCAGAGUCUGGCUCUCAGCCCUGCACAGGAGCAUCCAGCUCCACCUCAGCUCCCCAAAGCUCCAGGUCACUACAGUCAGACUUGCGGACUAUCAGCCUACCGAGCUCUGGGCAGUCGGUUCUUUACCAGGGCUCCCGGGGGGCGGUGAUUUCCAGUGCACAACACUACCCGCACCGAGGGGGCAGCAGCGUCCAUCAGUACAGACUGCAGCAGCUUCAAGGUUCUGGAGUAAAGACUCAAACAGGACUUUCCUAGGGCUGCUCGGACUCCAGGAGGAACAAAACUGCCCACAGCUCCUUCCAGUUACCUCUGGAAGAGGCUCCUGGGCCGGUGUUGGGAGGUCGCACCCGAUGCUGGGUGCCGGGGGGGGGGUCAGAGGCUGAGGUCUGAAUGCACGGGUGAGAUUUGUGAGCAGUAUUGGCCUCUGGCCUUGCAGAUGAAAGCAGAUUUCUCUGAGGCAGAGACUGUAGCAAAGCUGUUCCCUGAUGUGUGAGUACAUUGCAAAAGGUAAAAAAAAAAUAGAAAAAUAGAAAAAAAGAAAAAAAAAAAAGCAAAUGGUUCAAGUGCAAUGACUGUGGUGCAGCCUCUGUCUCUUGUCCGUGCCCGUGGCCAUGGUCACUCAUGCAGUACGGACAUGUUUUUUUGAUACAAAUGCAGUUUAAAGAAAUCAUUGGGGAAGUUUAACUCCGAUCCCAAAGCUCUCUUUAUAGGUCAGGUUCUCAGCGCGUUCUGGGGAGGGCUUUAAUCCGUUACGAUCAUUCCAGUCACAAGCAGAUGAGCGCACACUGCUGCCUCGGGCCGGGCUGCCGCAGUCAGAGCAUUUCCAGGACGAGUCUCCAUCAAUGUGAACGAGCGGCAGGGAGCGGGACCUCGUGUGCCCAUUGCUGCAGGGGAGCUGGAUGUGCUGCCCCACGGCAUGGGGUGCAGGUCUGUGAGUGGGGAGCAGUGGGGGGGAGGGGGUCUGACCUGCAGGGCGGACGUGCUGGGGUCAGGGACCCCACGGAGCCACGCGGUGGCGGUGCUGUGGUGUGCUGGGGGCUGGCAGGGGGCUGAGCAGCUGCAGGGAGGGUCACGGUGCUGGGGGGGGCUGUGAUGUGCCAGGGGAGCCUGCGUGUUGGGGUGGCACGUGGGAUGUCCCUCCCACCUGUCUGCAAAGCAGGGCAGAGCCAGCCCGAGCACAGCGUGCUGUCUGCUCAAUUCCAUACGAUUGCCAGCUUCUUUCUCACUUGUUUACUGUAAUAUCGGGCGUGUUUUUAUUUAUCUAAUUUUAUAUUCAGUUAUAACCAUAGUAGGUUAGCUAAUAUACGACAGGUGUCAUCCCUGGUGCUGCAGUGGAACUUCUCCUUUUCUCUCGGAUAACAUGAUGCUGUGAGUCUGUCUCCCCUGUCCUUUCAGAUGCACAGUCUGCUUCCUUCCUCUCUUCUCUUAUUUUUUAGGACUGUUACAGGUCUCUCUUAAUUCACAACUGAAAUCAGGCGUUCGUUCAACCCGGGUCGGGGGAGGGUGGGGGAGACUUUUAAACUACAGAAUCAAAGAGUUCACUUUCCUCACACUGUCUGGCUGUGAGCAUGUCGGGAUGGAACUUGUCACCCUGCAGUCGGGUGUCUGUAUACUGUAUAAAAUUAGGUGUAAACUUCGCUCGGCUUAGCCCUGGGUGUGCAGCCUCCCCUUCCACGCCAGGAGCAGCACGGGGCAGGCGGGCUCUGCCCUGCAGGGCGGCAGGAGGGGGCCGGGGGAGCUCAGUGCCCGGACAGCAGCACCUCUGGUCACAGCGGGGCAGGAGGGGAGGGACCCUGGAAAGCUCUUGGAAAGGUGGGGGGCUGUAGCUUCUUACUCUAGUGGAGUUUUUACACCGUGCUGUAACAUUUGAACUUUCACAAGAGAUGUAAUAAUUUUGAUAAUAAAAAUACUUAACUCGAAAA